Messenger RNA from Gloeophyllum trabeum ATCC 11539, 1993 nucleotides. Its product is annotated as kinase-like protein. Gene Ontology annotation, cellular component: nucleus. The record is from RefSeq and is a predicted model, not a curated record. NCBI's taxonomy places the organism in Eukaryota, Fungi, Basidiomycota, Agaricomycetes, Gloeophyllales, Gloeophyllaceae. The transcript has 6 exons. Gene Ontology annotation, molecular function: protein serine/threonine kinase activity; ATP binding. Bases 1 to 1935 code for a protein of 644 amino acids. Gene Ontology annotation, biological process: mitotic DNA damage checkpoint signaling; protein phosphorylation.
AUGGCUACAGCCACGUUCCUGUCGCAACACUCGUCCAAUCCUCUGGAGGCCUCGCCAUCAAACACUCGCAACCGAUCCUACCGGCAGCGUUACAUGAAUGCUCUGGCAGUUCCGCAAGGCCACGCUUCAUCCGAAGAUCCUAUAAGUGGCUUUGAUAUGCCUGAGAGAGAAGAGUAUCACACGCACCUCGCCCAGCUAUUCCCCAGGAUGUCCCACAUACAUUCGAAGCAGGAUAACGUCGACCUACCAAAUAGCAAAGUGGAACCGCUGUUGCCGAAACUGCCCGUCGAGGAAAACCUAGUGGAAGAGGCUGAUGAUGCACUGGAAGAGCAGUCAGAUGAUUCUACUUCUGAGGCUAGCACGGACGAGGAGAUGACCAUCAAAUUAAAGCCACAGGAGGAACAAGACGAGAUAGAGGAGGAGAUCGAAGACCUCGAGGAGUCUGUCCCGCAGUUGACGGACGACUACAAGAUAGUAGACAGGCUUGGGACGGGUACGUUCUCAUCUGUGUACAAAGCCAUCGACCUGGGGUACCAGUGGAAGUGGGACAACUCGGUGUGGCACGGCCGACAUCCGCCUUCCUCGUCCGCGCAUUAUCAGUCGGUCCCGCACUCGGACUCGGCGAAGGUCUUCGUUGCGAUCAAGAGGAUUUAUGUUACGAGUAAUCCUGAGCGCAUACGGAACGAAAUCGCGAUUAUGGAGGAGUGCAGGAUGUGCCGGCACGUUUCGCAGCUUAUCACUGCCUUCCGGCACCAUGACCAAGUGGUAUGCAUUAUGCCUUACCAUCGAAACGAGGACUUCAGACUUUUCUACCGUAAUUUGCCUAUGGAAGGCAUCAAGUCGUACUUUCGUUGCCUCUUUCGGGCCUUACGAGAUAUACAUGCUAGGGGUAUAAUUCAUCGCGAUGUCAAACCUGCCAACUUUCUAUUUGACCCCCGAACGGGGGUCGGAACAUUAUGCGACUUCGGCUUGGCUAGUAGAAUGGAACCCGGGCCGACACUUGGGACCUGUCUACACUCAGGCCCCACGCGCGAGAAGCCUCACGGCCAACUACGCAACCUCGGCGACCUGGAUUUCGACUGGAUCAAGAAAAUGCAGAAGGAGGCACGGCAGAAGAGCUCCUGGCCCUCUGACAGAGUCGGCUACCUGGAAAAAGACCACCGACCGCCGUCGAAGGCAAACAGGGCUGGCACGAGAGGCUUCCGAGCGCCGGAGGUCCUGCUUAAAUGUGGGGAGCAGAGCGGUGCAAUCGACGUCUGGUCCGCGGGAGUUAUCCUACUAUUUUUCUUGACCGGCAAAUUCCCAUUAUUCCAGUCUAACGACGACAUAGAAGCAUUAAUGGAAAUUGCUGUCAUCAUCGGUAAACGGAAGAUGGAGAAAACGGCUACUCUACACAGUCGAACCUUCGCGACUAACGUGCCCUCAAUAACACCGGACGGUAUCACCUGGCGAGAGUUUGUAACGCGUCAGAAUCCGGACUUGUUGACACCACCCAAGCCAGACUUACGCUAUUAUCCGUACUCAUGCCGGGGAUCCUCCUCAGAUAACCUACCGGCGUCGUCUGCCAAGUCCUCGAAGUCGGAUCUCGAAUCCUCGUCGCCGGAGCCGCCAGAUCCCGACACUCAUGCGGCGGAUAUUGAAUGCGCCCUGGACCUUCUCGAGAACGUGAUGAACCCGGAAUGCACGAAACGGUUCACUCCUAGGGACGCCCUUUACCAUCCUUUCCUCGUGGAACCGGAGAAGUAUGAGGACGACGAAUACUUCCCUCAUCCGUUCGGAGAGGGAGUAUGCUCAGAGUUCCACAUGAUCGACGACGAGACGGACGAACUGUGUGUUCGGGUUGGCACAGAGGACGGAGAGGAGAUCCUUAGGGUCGAGGCAGGGGAGGGUAUAGCGAUUGGAUCACACCCUUGUGAAUUCCACCACGACUUGUAGUGUGUGCGAUUAUUUGUGCGACUACACUAAGUAAACUAUUUUUAUGUAAAUAUGUGGC